UUGUUCUUUACAGUAUUAUACUUUGAUUUUCGUCUCCCACCAAACUUAGGACGCAAGGAAAUGCUAGCUUCAAUCUGGGGCCUCCAAGUUUGCCGAAAGUGAAAUACCCCGUUGUCUAAGCAAACAUGAUUGAACUUUUUUAAUGGCUGCUUUGCUAUUCCCAUUCCAAAGCUGACUCUCUUAAUUAGUUGGCUGGCUGGCGUGAGCAUGCAAUGACAUUCCAGAAAUUUUUAACAAAAUAGAGUACUACUAGCUAGGGAAUCAUAUCUUCUUCCAUAAGAACAAUCAUACCCUCAUUCCCUAUCUUUGCAACCUUGUCCAGAACUCUCUCUCCAAUUCUUCUAUCAUCUCUCAAACAAGGAAUGAUUUCGUCACGACCAAAUGCUUCGAUGCCAGGCUGGAUGCUGGCAAAGAAGCUCGGCCGUGCUAAAAAGGCAUGGAAGAGCUUCACUGGAAAAGUACAGUUGAAACUCCACGAGCUCAACAUCCCCAAAACCAUCAAAACCACCACUAAACGUCUCCUCAACUUGCGCUGUUUGCGAUUCUUUGUCCCAUCCAAACUACGCGCUCUCACUAAAACUUCCUCUACAUUUUCUCGAAACCAAUAUUACAACCACCACUACCAACACCACAACAAGUUUCUCCAUAAGAAUGCUGCGACCAUACACAUAGACGAGCUCUUUGCACAGUCUCCCGACUCUGCGCACACCAAGAACCGACAUUUAGAUGCGCAAGCUGAAACAAGCAGAGGCAAAGAAGGGCUCAACAAAGGAAAUAUUGCAACGAGAAACAGCAAGAGUGUUUAUAGCGUUGAAGAUGCAUGGCAGGCAGUGGUUGCUAGGUCACCACAGCUACGGGUAGUGGACGAAAGGGCGGAAGAGUUUAUUUACAAGUUUAGGCAAGACAUGAAGCUUCAGAAGGAGAGGUCCAUCCUUGAAUUCCAGGAGAUGUUGGCUCGAAGUGCCUAGAUUGAUUGGCUUUGUGAGUACACUAUUAAUUAUUAGCUUUCACAUUUUCAUUUUUAUUUUUUUCUAAUUCAAAAUAUGGAACAUUGAAGGUUUGGGAGUUUGUUGUUUUGGUUUUCGAAGUGAAGAUGCAUGUAUAGAAACUUUAGGUACGUUCUUUUCCUUAGAACCCUUUUUUUUUUUUUUUUUUGGAUUUUUUCCCGAAGUGAAGAUGCAUGUAUAGAAACUUUGGUUUGGGAAUUUGUAUACAUACGUUAUUAAAU
This is a messenger RNA of Rosa chinensis, 1228 nucleotides long. RefSeq lists its product as uncharacterized. NCBI's taxonomy places the organism in Eukaryota, Viridiplantae, Streptophyta, Magnoliopsida, Rosales, Rosaceae. The record is from RefSeq and is a predicted model, not a curated record. The transcript has a single exon. The coding region runs from base 363 to 968 and encodes 201 amino acids.